Molecule: messenger RNA, 1486 nt
Organism: Thecamonas trahens ATCC 50062
Lineage: Eukaryota; Apusomonadida; Apusomonadidae
Product: eukaryotic translation initiation factor 2 subunit 3
Exons: 3
Coding region: 15-1454 (479 amino acids)
Biological process (GO): positive regulation of translational fidelity; formation of translation preinitiation complex
Cellular component (GO): cytosol; eukaryotic translation initiation factor 2 complex
Molecular function (GO): GTPase activity; translation initiation factor activity; GTP binding
Source: RefSeq, a predicted model, not a curated record
CUUAGACCACUCAAAUGGCAGACGACAAGACGCCGGCUGCCGGCGGUAUUGGCGAGGCCUUCCAGGAGAUUUCAUUGGCCGAUCACACACCCGAGCCGCUCCCGGAGCAGUCUCUGGACAACCUGGACAUUGAGUCGCUGACGCCGCUCACCCCGGACAUCAUUGCCCGCCAGGCCACCAUCAACAUCGGAACGAUUGGGCAUGUGGCCCACGGCAAGUCGACGCUCGUCAAGGCCAUUUCGGGCGUGCAGACUGUGCGGUUCAAGAACGAGCUCGAGCGCAAUAUUACGAUCAAGCUUGGCUACGCCAACGCCAAGAUCUACAAGUGCGAGAACCCCGAGUGCCCGCCGCCCGGCUGCUACCGGUCGUACAAGUCGUCGCACGAGAUCUCGCCGCCGUGCCGCCGCCCCGGGUGCGGCGGGCGGAUGGAGCUGCAGCGGCAUGUCAGUUUCGUCGACUGCCCCGGCCACGACAUUCUCAUGGCGACGAUGCUCAACGGCGCGGCGGUGAUGGACGCAGCGCUCCUUCUGGUGGCGGCCAACGAGUCGUGCCCGCAGCCGCAGACCUCGGAGCACCUUGCCGCCAUCGAGAUCAUGCGCCUCCAGCACAUCCUGAUUAUGCAGAACAAGGUCGAUCUGAUCAAGCAGUCGCAAGCCGAGGAGCAGCACAAGCAGAUCCAGGCCUUUGUGAAGGGCACCGUCGCUGACGGCGCGCCGGUCGUCCCGAUCUCGGCGCAGCUCAAGUACAACAUUGACGUGGUGUGCGAGUACAUCUGCACGCGCAUCCCGGUCCCAGCGCGCGACUUUACCUCUGCUCCGCUCCUCAUCGUUAUCCGCUCGUUCGACAUCAACAAGCCCGGAUGCGCCGUCGACGAGCUCAAGGGUGGCGUCGCCGGUGGCUCAAUCCUCAAGGGUGUGCUCAAGGUCGGCGACGAGAUCGAGGUCCGUCCGGGCAUCGUCUCGAAGAACGCCGAGGGCCAGGUCCAGGUCCAGCCCAUCCUCUCGCGCAUUGUCUCGCUCUUUGCCGAGCACAACGACCUGCAGUACGCCGUGCCCGGUGGCCUCAUCGGUGUCGGCACCCUCAUCGACCCCAUGCACUGCCGCGCCGAUCGCCUCGUCGGUAAGAUGCUCGGCGCCGUCGACCAGCUGCCGGCCUGCUACGUCGAGCUCGAGAUCUCGUUCUUCCUCCUCCGCCGCCUCCUCGGCGUCCGCACCGAGGGCAAGGCCAAGGGCUCCAAGGUCUCCAAGCUUGUCAAGGGCGAGGUCCUCAUGCUCAACAUCGGCUCGCUCUCCACCGGCGGCCGCGUCACCGCCCUCCACGCUGAUCUGGCCAAGGUUGUCCUCUCGGCGCCCACCUGCGCCCGCAUCGGCGACAAGAUCGCCCUCUCCCGCCGCCUUGCCUCGUCCUGGCGUCUCAUCGGCUGGGGCACGGUCAAGCGUGGCAAGGAGCUGUGAGGCAUGGCAAAUAACAACAACAACAACCAACA